This is a messenger RNA of Limulus polyphemus (Atlantic horseshoe crab), 1062 nucleotides long. Its product is annotated as dynein regulatory complex protein 1-like. The transcript is spliced from 8 exons. Gene Ontology annotation, cellular component: axoneme; axonemal dynein complex. The record is from RefSeq and is a predicted model, not a curated record. Lineage: Eukaryota; Metazoa; Arthropoda; Merostomata; Xiphosura; Limulidae. The annotation marks the transcript as partial. Gene Ontology annotation, biological process: regulation of cilium movement; cilium-dependent cell motility; axonemal dynein complex assembly.
GCACUUCCAGUCAGUAGAAAGAAGGAAAUUUAAUGAAGUGUGGAACCUAAAAGAUGCAGAAGUUAAAGACCUUCUUAAGAAAAUCUUGACUGCUGACUGUUUGAUACAUGACCAGAUUCUUGGACUACCUUGGGAACCCCCUGACUUAAAGUUCCUGGGCCCUGAAGAAGAAUCUUUGCAAAAGAAUUGUAAAAAAUCAGAGACAUCAGCUAUGGAUUUUAUUCAAAAUCUUUUUUACUCCAGAUCAGAGACAGGGCCUGAAAAGUGCAGUGAAACCUUGGCAGCCGUUACUGAGGGUACAACACAAAGAAAUCUUUCAUCUUCUGAUAUAAGGGAUGUGUUGGAGGUUCUCUGUCAAGAGAUGCAAUUUCUAUUAGACCAAAAAGUGGAACAGCUGACAGAUCCACUGGAUGAAAAAGAGAAACUACUCAUGACUUUGGAUGCAAUCUUUAAUGUGCUGGGAAUAGAAACUGAAGAUGAUGUUUUUAGCCUUGUUUCUCACUUUAGUGUUUUGACUCAAGCAACAAGUAAAAAGAAAUAUUUCAAAAACUUGAAAACACAGGAUGUUCUUCUGGCUGUUAGAAACUAUAUGGCUGAUUUUUGGUCAAGAAGUAAUCUUCAUUCAGCUCCCAAAAAGUCAGUUUCUAAUCCAUUGGGCUUUACAUAUGAUGCCAUCUACUGGAAUAAGUUCCUUGAUGUAACCUCCCAAAGUCAGCAGCAUUUGUGGGAAGCCUUACAACAGGGAUUAGAUAAGUAUUAUGUAACCCUAACACAGCGAGCUAAUCUGCUCAACAAAGUAUUGUCACUUAGAUAUCACAAUCAUGAGCUGAAACGUUUGCUUGAGCAUCAUUAUAAGUCAUAGUGAAAGACCAGUCACAAAGACCCUCAGAAUCUGUUUCGGCAUGUUAUGAUCUUUAAAGAGAAUGAGAAGACAUUCAACAAGACAAAUAUGAGGGAAAAUAUAGAUUUUUUCUUUAUAUUUACUGAUAAAACACAUGAUUCAGCUCUUAAAAAGUAAUAUAAAUUCCUGUCUUAAUUCUCAACAAUAUAUAAUUCAUCCAC